Trichophyton benhamiae CBS 112371 is the source of this 339-nucleotide messenger RNA. RefSeq lists its product as uncharacterized. The transcript has 2 exons. Gene Ontology annotation, cellular component: respiratory chain complex IV; mitochondrion; mitochondrial intermembrane space. Gene Ontology annotation, biological process: mitochondrial respiratory chain complex IV assembly. Bases 1 to 339 code for a protein of 112 amino acids. The record is from RefSeq and is a predicted model, not a curated record. NCBI's taxonomy places the organism in Eukaryota, Fungi, Ascomycota, Eurotiomycetes, Onygenales, Arthrodermataceae.
AUGGGCUGGUUCUCAUCAUCUACCGAGCCUGCGCCCAAGAAGGCCGCGGACGGCGGCUCAAUCGCUCCCGACCGAACCUCCCGCCAACAAUGUUGGAUAGGAAGAGACAAGUUCUUCGCCUGUCUGGAUGCCAAUAAUAUCAUAGAUGCUCUCAAAGAGGAUAGCGCCGCGCGGUCAAAGUGCUCUAAGGAAAUACAGGAGUUUGAAAGCGCAUGCUCGGCUACAUGGGCCAAAUAUUUCAAGGAGAAACGAGUAAUGGAGCACAGAAGAGACCAGACGAUCCAGAGGAUAAAACGGGAAGACGUUGAGAGUGCCGCGGCGCAGAAGGGCGCCAAAUAA